Diaporthe citri is the source of this 1452-nucleotide messenger RNA. RefSeq lists its product as uncharacterized. NCBI's taxonomy places the organism in Eukaryota, Fungi, Ascomycota, Sordariomycetes, Diaporthales, Diaporthaceae. The record is from RefSeq and is a predicted model, not a curated record. Gene Ontology annotation, molecular function: monooxygenase activity; iron ion binding; heme binding. Bases 1 to 1452 code for a protein of 483 amino acids. The transcript has 6 exons.
AUGCUGUACGAGAUGUACUAUGAUACCUGGCUUGGCGGACAGUACGAGUUCAAAAUCAUUGAACUGCAUAAACAAUAUGGCCCCAUCAUUCGAAUCUCGCCCUGGGAAUUGCAUAUAUCUGAUCCCGACUUUUACGACACACUUUACGUCGGUCAUUCGGCUCCACGUCGCACGGAGAAGUACUGGAAUACUGUGAGGUAUUUUGGACUUGACCUCUGCGUAUUUUCCACGGUUGACCACGAUGUCCAUCGUAUACGGCGCAACGCUCUUAAUCCUCUUUUCAGCAUGGCAGCUGUCAGAUCGUUGCAGCCUAUCAUCCACGAAAGAAUUGACAUGGCAAUGAGACGUAUGAAGGAUUUCAUUGACGAGGACAAAGUUCUCAAUGCCACUUACAUGUUUUCUGCUUAUACAAAUGAUGUUGUCGAGACAUACUGCUUUGCGCGAUGCCAGCACCGUCUCGAGCACCCUGAUUUCGACCCCCACUCGCGCGAUGCCGCUUUCGAAGGUGCCACCUCUGUCCACAUCAUGAAGCACAUAUGGUGGGUAUACGAUAUCAUGAACCAUUUCCCCACCAGCAUUGUAAAGGCCAUCAACACCGGGGCCGGGCUUUACCUUGAGCAGAAACGGAGCUCGCGCGCCGCGGUCGAGAAAAUCAUCGACGGCGAGAAUGAGGACUGGCGCGGACAGGAACAGCCAACCAUCUUCCGCGUCGCGCUCGACUCGAAGCUCCCCGCCCACGAGAAAUCCGUGGGGCGGCUCGCGGACGACGCCCAAAUGGCCGUCAUGGCCGGCACCCUGACGACUGCCAUGACCUUGGACACCAUCAUGUACUGGCUCCUGGCCCAGCCCGAGACCCUGCGCAAGCUCAAGGAGGAGCUGCACCGCGCCAUCCCCGUGGCCAGGGACAUAGGCUCCACUCCCCUAGCCACGCUGGAGGGCCUUCCUUAUCUCACGGGCGUCAUCAAAGAGGGCCUAAGGCUGAGUUACGGCGCGUCAAUGCGCCUCCAACGCAUCGACCCCGACAAUGCCAUCAUGUUCACCGACAAGAAGACCGGGAAGGAAUGGACGAUCCCAGCCAAGACUCCGGUCGGCAUGUCCACCGUGCAGAUCCACCACGACGAGGACAUCUACCCGGACAGCAAGAAGUUCCGCCCCGAGCGGUGGCUGGGCCGCGACAGCACAAGCCUGGACAAGUACUUCGUCAGCUUCAGCAAGGGCAGCCGCAACUGCCUCGGCAUGAACCUCUCGUACGGGGAGCUGUACCUUUUCCUGGCCACCGUGUGGAGGACGUGGACGACGCGGGAGGUCGGCCCUACCGAGGGCGAGGCUGGCGUGCUUGAGCUGUUCGAGACCACGGCGCGCGACGUGGAGAUUGCUGGGGAUUAUUACAUUCCCGCCGCGCAGAAGGGAUCCAAGGGCGUCCGGGUCAAGGCGUACCGCUUGGAUGCAUGA